CCGCUCAUUCUUUGCUUUGUCGCACGAGCCACCACUCCUAUCCAAACCAAUUCAUCCUGAGGAUACAGAACCAGGCCCGGAGAAAAGAGGAGAAUACGCUGAAAAGGAUGAGACCGUACUGAGAGAGCCUAUCUACAACUAGAGGCCGCAAGAAUAAGGUUCAACCAAUGGAGGAUAUGGACGACAGCAUUUCAUCCGCUGGGUUCGAGCCUCUCUUCAUCCAAGAAGAGGCCGGGGAUCCAGACAGAACCCUCAUUGUUCAGAGAGAGCGCAGCACGCCACAGUCGGAGCUCCCCUUCCCAGGAACACGGCUCAAUCCAUCAUCUUUAAUCAGGCCCUACCUACACGAGAUGGACGACUUGCUGAAGAGCUGCGAGGACCUCACAGGAAUCCCUUUUGUCUCGCGCUUCUCUGAAGGCUACACAGAAACAAGCCUGAGCAAAUCAACUCACGGCUGGAGCGAAGAGGAGGUCACAAUGGAGAGCUACAGAGAGACAAGUGUAUCUCCUCAUGCCUAUCUUUCCACAAGCUACAUGGACACACACAUGGAUGGGGCUGAAGCAGACGAGCAGCCAGGGCAAGGGCAGUUGCAAGGCAUGGACACCAUCCUCAGCAAGAGAGAAGUGUCUCCGCAGCCAGAAAUGCCUCUUACCUCAGCCGGCAGCAAACUUAGCAAUGCUAUGGUGCAGUAUGAGGGCCAGCUGCUGGGGAUGUUGUCCAUGCUGGAAAGCUGUAUGGAGGAGGCCGGGAUGGACUUUGAGCCACAGGACUGGGCGACAGAUGCAGGUCAAGAAUAUGUGCACAUCAGUAAGAAUCCUCAUCUUCACAGUGGGACGACACUGGUGCCCAUUCAGCAGAAGAUGCCAGUGAAGCUGGAGAACCAGCCAACGCAGAGAGAGCCCAGGGCUGUUGAACACGCAGAGGGAGAUUCAGUCUCCGAGGACGGCAGCAGUGGAAUGACAGUGGGUUCAACAACCAAUGAAAGCCGGCAGAAUCACUUGCUUUGUUGUGAAAACAUGGCGGAAAGUCUGGAAAGGUCAAGAAUAAUGGAUCAGGGGUUUCUUGAUCAACAUAUAAGUUCUUUAAGCCCAUCAGGCUCAUCAGAUUGUAACGAAAAUGAUCCAUUGUACUGUGAAGGGACAGAGACACAAUACAUGUCUCACGAAAGCACAGAGAGACAGGUAGACAUAUCUGAGACCGAAGUCGUUGACACUGAAAUGCCAGCUGAAGAGAGACGAGAGCUCACAAUGGACACCAUAUUUCUGAGUACUGGUAGGUAUGAAUUAGGGGAGCUGGGUUCUCAGAUGGAGGAGUGCAUACAGGAAGUGCAGCGCUUAGAGGAGAAGAGAAAGCAGCUGUUGGCGGAGGUGCUCAAAUUGAGAGGGAAUAAAAACAGAGAGGAAGAGGCAGAGUGGAGCAAUGAUGAGGAAGAAGUGACAGAAGAGCAAAUGGACAGCAAAGUGGCGGAGCUGAUGGAUAUACUGAAGAGUGAGGAAGAAGGCAGGAGGGAGGAGAGAAAGAAGGAGAUACAGAGCCUCAGGGAGGAGAGAGCAGAAGAGGAGAGGAGGAUGUGGAAGGUCAACCUGGAGAGACAGGAGCUGCAAGAUGAGCUCAGGAAGCUGAAAAUGCGGCUCUUUGCCAUGGUCAGGGCGUGUACCCACAGUCAGGCUUCUCUGAACAACCAGCGCCGCGAGGUGGAGCUGCUAAAGAGAGAGGAGGAGAAGCUGCAGUCGCUGGUGCUCCAGCUGACGGAGGAAAGCUGCCACCUCAGGUCGGACAAACAACAGCAGCUCUUGCAACUACAAACACAGCGACAGGCCCAGACCUCCAGUCAGAACUCCAACGCCCAGCAGGAGCUGACCGAGUGCAGGAGGCAGUCCUGUGGGGACAUCCAGCAGUAUUUGCAGGGUGGACUAAGAGCCCUGGAGAACAGGUACGAACCCAUUUUGCUGGCAUUGCUGAAGAGGAGAGAGGCCACAGCUGGAGCUCUGGUGAAGGCUAAAGAGCAGGCCCAGGAACUGAGGGCACAGCUGAGACCCCUGAGCGAUGAGAUCCAACAGUUGAAGCUCCGCAGGGCUUGUUUGGAGGAGAAACUCAAAAUAAUCUGCAUACACCGCAAAGAGGAUGCAGGCCGCUACAAGGAGACAGUCUACUUUCUGGAGGAGAGCAGCAGGGAACUGAAGACUGAGUUCAAGAUUCAGAAGAAGAAAACCAAAGACAUAGAGGAGAUGAGAGACAGACUCACAAAACAGCUCCGGCUUUGCAGGGCUGCCAUUGAAGACCAUAACGAGUGUGAUCAUGAGCAGGAAACAUGACGUUCUUUAAAUGAGCAAACCUGUGUGCAGUUCUGUGAUUUAAUAACAAACUGAUCAUAUUUUUUU
This is a messenger RNA of Pleuronectes platessa (European plaice), 2381 nucleotides long. RefSeq names its product syncoilin, intermediate filament protein (gene sync). The record is from RefSeq and is a predicted model, not a curated record. Bases 168 to 2315 code for a protein of 715 amino acids. The transcript is spliced from 6 exons. Lineage: Eukaryota; Metazoa; Chordata; Actinopteri; Pleuronectiformes; Pleuronectidae. Gene Ontology annotation, cellular component: intermediate filament.